AUGGCGGCUUCGACUGCAAAUAUACCCGCAAUCCCAUGCGAAACCUCGAAUAGUGUCAAAACACCUGGAAACCAGGAAGUCAUCGCGUCGGACGAUGGCACAGAUUCUGGAUAUGCCACCCGGGAAGGAAGCCGUGUAUCCGAUGCGAACACUCCGGCCCCGAGCGACUCUGGGAAAUUCCUUGGUGGCUCCGUCUCAUUCCUUUUCCCUGGCAAGAAACUCGAGAAAAAGAAGAAGAUUCCCUUUCUCGAUCUCCCCAUCGACCCUUCAGCGACUAAACGAUUCGUCGGCAUUCAACCUCACUUUGAGAAACUGCUCCUAGAGCAUGUCUCUAAAAGCCAAAAGCGGGGUGCCAGAUUGAGUCCAAUGUCGACCAGACUUUUAAUGAUAGGUCAGUCGAAAGAGGAUGCUGUGGCCGAGAUUGUUGUCUUCUGUCGGCGCGAACAGUAUCUUAGCAUCAAGCGAUUUGCCAAGCAGGAGAUGAUUACCGAAAUGUGCCGGCCGAACAUCCCUGGAGAGCUGUCUUUCAAUAUUACCGUCAUUCCCGAAGCCCCAAGACUCAGAAUCAUGUUUGUCGAAGGUGAGGUGAGGGUUGUUGGCGAUCAGAUUCUCCUUCCGAGAUGGGGUGAGGAGUCACUAUGCGGAGAUCGAAUUUCGCUGAAAGGCCCCUCGGGUCAAACACGAAACGCGACUUUUGGGGGCGUUGUCAAGGUGGUCAUGGAAAAUGGCGAAAUCUAUUUCUAUGGAAUGACCGCCGGACAUCUGCUUUACGAUCUACGCGACGCAGAUGACACCGAUUACUCCGAUGCAGGGACAGAUAACGAAGAUAUCGGCGACUAUGGCGUUGACGACGAUGACGAACUCGAAAUUGACCUAGGUCCAUUCAUGGCCCAGUCAUUUACAAACGCUCACCCGCCAAAUUCACCCACUGGAUCCCAUGAUUGGGAGUUUGGGAAGCCACUCACGAUUGGGAGGAUCAUGGAGCCGGCCACAGCAUUGAGCGAGGUAGCCGAGUCAUACGACUGGGCAUUGUUCAAACUAAGCAUUUUCUAUGGCUCCUGGGUUAAUCAACUGCCCACGGAUGCGAUGGCAACGAUAACCAUUUCAAACAAUGCUCCCGGCAAAACUGGAGAACGCCCGGUGUACAUGAUAGUUGGACGCAUCGUCAAGAAGGGUUCAUUGUCAUCGUCGUCUAGCAGAAUUCUUGUUGGGCCUAGUCAAGUCUUCGUCGACGCCUACACAAUCACUAUUGAAGACGAGAAUGGGAUCUGUGACGGAGACUCGGGAUCAUGGGUGGUGGACUCAGAGACCUUUGAGCUAUAUGGUCACCUUGUCGCAUCAGACAUAUUCAAUUCAGGAUAUGUCAUCCCGAUUGCUCAGGUCCUCGACAACAUCAAAGAACAACUUGGCGCUAGUUCGGUGGGGCUACCAACUAUGGGAGACUGUUCAUCAAGUCACCGAGUCAAUAGACUGUUCCAAAGACGUAUCGGACGCAACAAACUACCGGUAGAUUCUGGUUAUAACUCAAAAGAAACCAGUUUAUCGACAACCAGUAAUCCCUUUCGUUUGGACUUUCCUAUGGGACUGGGACCGACCGACGAUUCCGGCUAUUAUACCAACAACGGUCCUUCUCUUCAUUCUCUAGCACCGAGGCUUUCCCAGAUUGGGACGGAGAAUCCAAACCCCGUAGAGCCUAAACGCGGUAUCUUAGAGCGAGUGAAAUGGGCAGGGCAGAAGUUUGUCAAGAAACUUUUAGUCCAGAGGAGAGAAGGCAAGAGGAGAUAG
Ilyonectria robusta is the source of this 1785-nucleotide messenger RNA. RefSeq lists its product as uncharacterized. The record is from RefSeq and is a predicted model, not a curated record. The transcript is spliced from 2 exons. NCBI's taxonomy places the organism in Eukaryota, Fungi, Ascomycota, Sordariomycetes, Hypocreales, Nectriaceae. The coding region runs from base 1 to 1785 and encodes 594 amino acids.